This is a messenger RNA of Tilletiaria anomala UBC 951, 2085 nucleotides long. RefSeq names its product glutamyl-tRNA synthetase. The transcript has 8 exons. Bases 131 to 1900 code for a protein of 589 amino acids. Lineage: Eukaryota; Fungi; Basidiomycota; Exobasidiomycetes; Georgefischeriales; Tilletiariaceae. The record is from RefSeq and is a predicted model, not a curated record. Gene Ontology annotation, molecular function: glutamate-tRNA ligase activity; ATP binding; zinc ion binding. Gene Ontology annotation, biological process: glutamyl-tRNA aminoacylation.
CCUCCACAAAGUCCGCUCUUGCCGAGCUCUUACUUAGGCAAGAAGCUCAAGUGGCUAGUUUAGCUACCUGAUGGUGCUACCGUAGAGGUCUCUGAGGUCGAAUCUGACCUCUUCUGGGGGAGGAAGCAAGAUGGCCUCCUUGCGUGCCCAGUUCGGCUUGGCUCCACGUUUGUCGGGUCAACUCCUCUGGCACAGCGAUCAACGGUGCUUUUCUUGUUCUGCGGCUUUGAUGCGACACCAAAAAGCCGCACUCCUUGCUUCAUGCAAUGCAAUCGCUUCUCGGUCACUUUCAACGGAAAACGGAGCUGGCCGACCGCGAUUGCGCUUCGCACCUUCUCCGACGGGGAAUCUGCAUUUGGGAGGUCUGCGGACGGCUCUGCUCAACCACCUCUACGCUCGCUCGACAGGCGGAAGCUGGGUUUUGCGCAUCGAAGAUACUGAUCAAAAUCGCUUUGUACCGGGCUCAAUUGAAGCCUUGCAAGACGCUCUCCAAUGGGCAGGCUUAAAAUGGGAUGAAGGUCCGUCCAAAGGAGGCAAAUUUGGACCAUACAUUCAAUCAAAACGUUUGGAAACCUACCGAGAUUGGGCCCAGCGCCUCAUAGACCAAGGCGAUGCAUACUACGACUUUAGACCAGCUGCAGACCGCUCGGCACUCGCCGCAGGGGCUAGCGUACGUCGAACUGUCCGAGAAAAGUACACUCCGCCAGAUGAGGAGCAAGCGCGAGACAUGAUGAGGGACGGGAAAGCAUAUAGCAUCCGUCUCAAGUUCGCGCCUCAAUCUGUUGAGCACCACGACUUGGUCUUCGGGAAAAUGACGUUCCCACCGGAUCACGACGCCGAAGACCCCGUCUUGCUUAAGCAAGAUGGAUGCCCGACGUAUCACCUUGCCUCUGUUAUCGAUGACCAUCUGAUGCAGAUCACGCACGUUUUUCGUGGUGAGGAGUGGCUUCCUUCGCUACCGAAGCACUUGGUGCUGUACAAAGCGCUCGGGCUGCAGCCUCCGCAAUUUGCGCAUUUGCCACUAUUAAUGAAUGAAGAUGGGAGCAAGCUCUCGAAGCGAAGCGGGCAUGCGAGCGUCGAUGACUAUCGAAAGAUGGGCUACGAACCGGAGGCGCUCGUCAAUUUCAUCGCCUUGAUGGGAUACAAUCAUCAUGGCGAACAGCGGAAUGGCCAGGAAGGAGAGCAGCAUGAGACCGAUGUGAUGAGUAUGAAGGACUUUAUUCAAUCCUUCGACAUUUCUCGUAUCUCUCAAUCGCGAGCUGUACUCAACCUGCCAAAGUUGGACUUCCUCAAUCGACAUCAUCUACGGGCAAGAAUCGAGGCUAAAAGCACCCCAGCGCAUCAGGACUUACUUGACCGGCUCAGAGGAGGACUGCAAGAGAAAUACCAUCUGAAGCCUGACGAGGUGACAGACGCACAACUGAGGUCCAUCCUGCACCUAAUAUCAGACCGCGCAAACACACUGCCACAGAUUGUUGAGGGUGCUAAAGUAGUUUUCACACUGCCAGACUGGUCGACCAGCACAGCUGUGAAGAUGCGCAAGAGCGUGCCAGACGAUACGUAUCGCACCGCUGUGCGCUUGACGAUCGAAGCGCUUGCCUCGCGUGACGAUAAUGUGGCUGCUUGUGCAUCGGCAAUCGCGAGCAUGCUGGACGACGUAGGGGCACAACUGCUCCACAACCUGUCCAGUGACCACAUUGGAGAGGGAGGAGCUGCUGCUGCUGCAGGUGGCACGGCGCCGGGAAAAGGCAAAGGAACGCUGAUGAAGCCGCUGCGGCACGCACUGACUGGCGAAAGGGCUGGGCCCACUGUGCCCGACCUCGUCGCAACACUAGGCAAGCAAGCGUCGCUCGAACGUCUACGCGCAGCACUGGGGCAUGACGGACGGCUUGCAGCUUGAUGGGGUUUCAUGUACGAGUGUACGAUGGUUUGAAUAGGGUGUCGAGUGCAAAGAAAAAGUGUGGACACUUUUGAGGCUCGAUUAUUAUGUGCGAAUUGCCGGGCUGUCUGUCAUGUGUACAUUGAGCUGCCUCCUGCAACAGCAGCAGCAGCGGACGUAACUAGAAUAGAUGCGGUCACAACUUG